Molecule: messenger RNA, 11634 nt
Organism: Paramuricea clavata
Lineage: Eukaryota; Metazoa; Cnidaria; Anthozoa; Malacalcyonacea; Plexauridae
Source: the annotation of a GenBank genome assembly
AUCCAGAUUUCUUCUUCGCUCGAUCUCAGCUUUAUUUGCUCCAAAAAGGCAAUUCAAGGCGAUUUCUUGGCAAAAUCUUGCGAAAUCUUGAUCAUUUCUUCAUAAAUCGUAACACAGAGUAAGUCUUUGCUUAGUUAUGUACGGUUUAACGUUAGUUAAAAGUAUUUUGUAAGAAAAUGCACGUUUAAAUUAAACUUUUUUGAUGCUCAAGUACGCCAAUAUGGCGUCCCCCUCGGAAGUAUGAAUUUGGGUCUCGAUUUGGGUAUGAAAAUCUUUCCUUAGGCUCGCUAGAAUUUAACAAGGUUUUCUUUUGAUAAUUAGGAAGAUUUUUGAAACGAUUUGCUUGUUUUAUUUGUUGAAAUUGUAUUUAUAUUAACAAACAAGCAUAUGCAGAAUAUUUGUAUAUAUUUAAAACCAGCUACUGUUUAGUAUUGUAUCAAAUUUUAAAAAAUUUAUACUUUUAAUAAUGUACCCGAAUAAUGACUGAAACUUGAGUGAAAUGUAAGCUCAAAACAUGGUUGUUCAGCAUGAAAACACACCAUCUAGUGAUUGACUAAUUGUGCAAUAAUCAAAUUACCAUGAUUAUUCAUGCCACAAUCUCCAGUUACCGAUGCUGACACCUAUUUUAUAAUGACAUCAUAAUAUCAGUCGACCAAGUGAAGGUGAUAUCAUUCAUGUUGAUUUUUUAACGAUAAUUUCUAACGUAAAAUGUUACUGCAACCAAAGAUUGUUAAAACCAUUAAUAAAUGCUUCACGCAUUAAUUUAACAUAUUGCAUUAAAAUGCAACAUGUAUUAACAUACGUAUAAUGUUUAAAAUGUGUAUUUUCUCAACAAUCGGUUUUAGAAAAUUGGAAAUAUAUAUAAUUCUACCGAUUGGCUACCAACAAGGCAAAAAUCGGGCCGAUACCGAUUAUCGUUCAAUCACUAUCAGGCUAACACCAUCAAAUACUUGUAUUACUUGAUUUGGUAAAGUAUGUAACUUGUAUUCAUCAUUAGAAUGUAUGUUUUAGGGUUUAAUACAGUGUCAUAUACAGUCCGCAACAAUGACAGACUCGAAGUAUUUUACGACAACCAAGAAAGGUAUUCUAUAUUUGUAUUAUAAUAUUGUGUAUUUACAGAGAGAUGUGCACCUGGUUCUAAAAUUACUGAGUAAUUUUUUCGUUCAAAUUCUAUGAUCCAUCUUGAGAUAAAAUCUUGCUUUAUACUUUUCUUAACCCAUUGAGUGGAAGCACUUUCCCCUUGACGAGUAAAAUUGUCUGGUGUUAGACAGAGUUUUUGUGAUUGCAGGUGAAAUAUUUGAACUAAAGGCGGAACUGAACAGUGAGAAAAAGGAUAGAAAAAAGGAAGCAGUUAAGAAAGUGAUUGCCAGUAUGACUGUUGGAAAAGAUGUUAGGUAAUAUAUAGAUGGACUUAUUGUGUUCUAAUGAGUUGAAGACUAAUUAGAAAAUUGUUUUUAGUUCGUUAUUUCCAGAUGUCGUCAACUGUAUGCAGACUGACAACUUGGAGUUGAAGAAGUUGGUGUAUCUUUAUCUCAUGAAUUACGCUAAAUCUCAACCUGACAUGGCUAUCAUGGCUGUCAAUACUUUUGUCAAGGUGAACAUCCAUGUUGAUUGGCUUGCUGGCUGACUAAAGCCCUGUGCAAAUGAGCAAGUUUUGCCUCACAAGUUUCCUUGAUAAGUUGACUUUCUUGUGUGUAUGGUUGACAAGUUUUUGUUGCCUUGUGUUUGCCAAAACCAUAGAAAUAUUUCUUGUACACUUGUCAAGUUUUCCUUGGCGGCCGUACACACGAAAACUUUUCCUUGUCCAAAAGCUGACACAACUAGCUUUGAAACAAGGCUGCUUGGCUUGGAAAAUGUUUUUGCCAUCACACGAGCAAAUAAAACUUGUCGAGGAAAAUGUGCUCACCUGUACAGGGCUUAAAUGAUAAAAUGAUUGAUGUUUCAGGACUGUGAUGACCCAAAUCCCCUGAUCCGAGCACUGGCUGUGCGUACAAUGGGUUGUAUCCGUGUGGACAAGAUCACAGAGUAUCUGUGCGAGCCGCUGAGGAAAUGUUUGAAAGACGAAGAUCCUUAUGUGAGGAAAACUGCAGCAGUUUGUGUCGCAAAACUUCAUGACAUUAAUGCUCAGCUUGUGGAAGAUCAAGGAUUUCUUGAUCAGUUGAAAGAUCUCCUCUCUGAUUCAAACCCUAUGGUAAUGUUGUCACUACAUUCUCGUAUUCUCAUAAAAUCUUAGAUUUGCAAGAACUUUGUCCCAUAAUACAUCAGAGGCUGUUGUUCAAAUGCCAGUUAGUUUAAUCCCAGGUUAAACAAUUAAUCUUCUCCUACAGCUUGUUCAUAAACAUGGAAAUAGUUUUCUAGAAAUUUUGUCUGGAUCAGUAGAAGUUUUAUUUUUGAAAGUUUUGAAAUAAACAGACGUGCAGGUCUACCCAAACCAAAAGGGCAGGUUAAUUUUAACCCAGGGUUAACACUAAUCCAGCUUUGAACAACCAGCCCUGAGGUUUAUUAUUUUGUACCAAUUUCAAUGUACUGUAAUAGAUGACCUUGGGUGUGUGAUAUUACAUCUUAAAUGGACCUUUUAAUCAUUGAGUGCCAGAACUUUCUUCUUGACAAGUAAAAUUGUCUGGUGUUAGACAGAGUAAAGUAUAAGGCAGGGUGCAGUUGGGCACAUUGCAAAUUAACCUAUUGAGUGGCAGCGCUCUCCACUUGACACAAGUAAAAUCGUCUGGCAUUAGACAGAGUAAAAUACUAAAGUAGGGUGCAUCAUGGCGCAUUGCCACUUAAAGGGUUAAAGAGGAAUUGAACACGAAAGUUUAUGAAGGUUUAGUACAGUACUAUGAUAUCAAGACAAUGUCACAAUACUUGCGUCCUUUCAGUUUUAUUUAUGGAUAAUUGAAUUUCAGAAAUAUAAAUAAUGUGUACAGUACAGUACAACAAUUAAUCUUUUAUACCCAAAUUAACAUAAUAUUUAUGUAGGUGGUAGCGAAUGCAGUAGCUGCGUUGAGUGAGAUCAGUGAUGUGUCGUCAUCAGCGGCUGAAGCGUUGGAACUGAAUUCACAGACAGUGAACAAGUUGUGUACAGCAUUGAAUGAAUGUACAGAGUAUGUUAUAACUUUGUCUACUUUAAAUUAAUGUUCUAUAAUGCCUGGUUGGUUGCAUUUUAGUGAUAGUAUAUAUGUGUGAAGCAUUGAAUAUAUGUACAGAGUAUGUUAUAACUUUGUCUACUUUAAAUGAAUGUUCUGUAAUGCCUGCAGUAGUUGGUUGCAUUUCAAUGACUGUAUGUGUACAGCAUUGAAUGAAUGUACAGAGUAUGUUAUAACUUUGUCUACUUUAAAUUAAUGUUCUAUAAUGCCUGGUUGGUUGCAUUUCAACGACAGUAUAUAUGUGUGAAGCAUUGAAUGAAUGUACAGAGUAUGUUAUACUUUGUCUACUUUAAAUGAAUGUUCUGUAAUGCCUGGUUGGUUGCAUUUCAAUGACAGUCAUGCAGCAGAUGGUGGUCAACCUGCACUUUUCAGACUGAGGAAAUAAUGUUCUUAAAAGUAGCCUUGUAUUUGGUGACAAAUACUGUAAAUAAAAUUGAGAGAUGUAGCUUAGUUUUUUCCUACAUGUAUCAUCUGCUGUAACACUUUCUGAAAGCCAUCAAAUAAGCAAAUUACUGAAGUUUUGCUAUAAUUCUCAUUUUCUGCUAUUUAUUUGCAGAUGGGGUCAGAUCUUUAUUCUUGAUUGCUUAGCAACAUACAACCCUCGUGAUGACAAGGAAGCGCAAAGGUGUGUUUUUAGUGAAUAUUUUGCACAGUCACAUAUGAAUACUAAUGUUUGCAUAAUUUUGAUAUUCUUGUAGUGUAUGUGAAAGAGUGACGCCAAGAUUGUCUCAUGCUAAUGCUGCUGUUGUUCUCUCAGCUGUGAAGGUAUGCAUAGUUGAAAAUUCUCACUUGUCUACAUGCAUCAAGAAAUAUUGAACUAUACUAACUAAAACAAGGUUUUUUUAUGGCCACAAAAUGGCCCCAAAUCUCAAUGUUGAAUUGAGUUUUGAAACUCAAUCUUCUCACUAAAAGUUCCAGUGCAGUAAAAAUGAAAUUGUUUGAGUUAAAUUUGUGUUGUAUCACUUGUAUGGAAAUUUGUUUUCAGGUGGAAACCCCACAAUUAAGAAAAAAUGGCUGGAAUUCAUUUCACAACACAACACAAGAAAAACAAUGCCAUCUUUAACACAUUGCGUCCCAACUACAUUUAUUGUGUACAGGGGGGGGGGCAGCCACCCCAGACCCCCACCUGUUCAACCCCCCCGCUAAAAUCAGUGUGUGCUGUUAGUCAUCUUGCUUCAUAGUCGUGCAUUCUUUCUAGGUUCUCAUGAAAUACAUGGAAAUCUUGGAAGGUUCUUCAUUCACGCAAAGCCUCAUCAAGAAACUUGCUCCACCUUUAGGUAUGUAUACAACAUUUUCUUCAAGUAGAUUCGAUAUUUUCUUUAAAUAUUUUCUGGCGUUAGACCAAGUAAAUAAUAAAGUAGGGUGCAUUAAUUAAAAUAUUACAAUGAAGAUAUGGGCUUUACGUAGAUUUGCCAAAUAAAUGUUGUCUUUUCUAUAGUUACAUUAUUGUCAAGUGAGGCUGAAGUGCAGUAUGUAGCUCUGAGAAAUAUCAACUUGAUUGUUCAGAAGAGGUUGGUUUGCCAGUCACCUAAAUUAAUCAAUUCCCAAGCACCAUUUCCACUCAGGAAAAUUUUCCACGGAAGGAAAAUUUUGUAAAAUGUGAUGGCCAACACAAAUUUUCUGUUGGAAAAUAAUUUUGAAGUUGAAAAUGUUCAACUUUUAACAAUGAUAUUUUGGGAAAAUAUUCUGUCUGUGGAAAUUUUUCUUGAAUGGAAAUGCACCUUAAAGUUGAGUUAUUGAGUUAUUUAUGCAUGUGUUAUGUGUAUCAGUAUCAAGACAAUAUCUUGCUUAUUUGUUUUGUGCUUUAUCAUGACUUAUUUGCCCAUUGAGCGCCUGACAUUCCUUGAUCCAUCUUUGAGCUUACAACUUUGUGUUUCGUUUCUGUCUUUUAGACCAGAAAUUCUGAGAAAUGAGAUGAAAGUGUUUUUCGUGAAAUACAAUGAUCCCAUUUAUGUGAAACUGGAAAAGUUGGACAUUAUGAUCCGUCUGGCAAAUCAACAAAACAUUGCACAAGUUUUGGCUGAACUCAAGGAGUAAGGAAGACAACAUACAUUUAUCAAAUUUUGAUAGAAAAGACUAAUUUACCUCAUACAGUUAGCCAGUGGCUAUAAAAUUAUGUAUUUCCAAUGGCAAGGUGUGAAUUAAGAAUUUUUUCUACCCCACAGUUAUUUUCAAAAAUUGUAGGCUAUGCUUGAUUUAACCUACAAAUUUCAAUUUUGACCUACAAAUUUCUUGAAUAUUCCUUUGUAUAAUGUUUUGCAACUGUUGAAAGAUAUUUUGACUGGUUAGCUGUAAAAUAUGACUGGUUAGCUGUAGAUCUGAUCUAGUUUUGACUGGUUAGCUGUAGAUCUGAUCAGCUGUUCGACAAGGGAUUCCCAGGGCUUAAAAAUGAAUGAAAAGUUGAUCUACAAAUUGUUCAGAAGAAUUGUUCACUAAUUUUUUGUCCUAUAAUUUGCUUUUUGCAUGAGGAUUUGUCAUUUGUGGGCCAUUCAUUCACUCCCUGAGUAAUCAUUGUGAAGAAUUAAGAUAAAUUUUGUUUUCAGAUAUGCAACUGAAGUGGAUGUUGAUUUUGUGAGAAAAUCUGUGAGAGCCAUAGGACGUUGUGCUAUCAAAGUAGAGGUAGAAUACUUUUAACUGUAUGUAACAGGAUGUCCUGGUAUGUGAUACUUGGAAGGUAACUGUGUUGAAUGUGUUAUCUAGCAAUCAGCUGAGAAGUGUGUGAGUACAUUGUUGGAUCUUAUUCAGACCAAAGUCAACUAUGUCGUACAGGAAGCCAUUGUUGUCAUCAAGGUAUACAACUUUUGUUCUUGCCAAACUAUCUUGGUACAGUACAUUUAUUUUUCUUGAUAUUAAUUCUUUUUUUGAUAUUAAACCUUUCAGGAUAUUUUCCGUAAAUAUCCCAACAAGUAUGAAAGUAUCAUUUCCACGUUGUGUGAAAACCUGGACUCCUUGGAUGAGUCUGAAGCAAGGUGUGAAAUUAAUAACUUCACUUUAGCUGUGUUCCGUGAAUACCGUGAUCAGACCAUAGAUAUCUUAUAAAUUGUUUAGUAAAACUGAAGUUACCCCAUUUGAAUAGAUGGCAGCCAUGUUGGUAGUUCCCACUCGCUAAUAAACGCUUAAAAAACAACAAUAACUUUCAUCAUUUGAAUAGUUUAAAAAUGUAUUUGGAAUAGGUUUAACUUAAUGUUUUUAAGUUCACUGUUUAAAAAAUAGAAAACAUACGAAUCUUCUCAUUUCAUGGGAAUAUCCUGAGUCUGCAAUCACGGCUUCAAUUUUUGAAUUGCAGAAUAAUUAGAUGCACUAUCUAGUGUAUAUAAGAUAUCUAUGGAUCAGACGUGGUUGUAUGAUCAUGGCAGCCAGAAGUGUCUUAGUAAGACUCAGUGACGCUUGAGCUUUCUCCGUUGCAAUUCAGCAGCUAGGAAAGAUCACGCUCAAUUUUACUGUUGGGAAGCAUAAUUCAGGUUUUUCAUUUGCUUUGGAAGCUACAAUAAAUGACAGGCAAAUCAUUCCUGAAAUUUGAAGUAGUUUCCUAAAUUGAAGAUUGUCUACCAGACAAAUGUCCAACGUAACAUGUGCUGGCCAUUUCACUGUAGACAUACAUAUCCUAAAUAACGUAUCAGUCAUUAUAAAAUAUCAUCAUGAAAUUAUAUAUUCAAUCAAAGUAUUAAACACAGUGCACGUUUGUUUAGAGCGUCAAUGAUUUGGAUCAUUGGAGAGUAUGCGGAGAGAAUUGAUAAUGCUGCCGAACUUCUUGAGUCGUUCCUUGAAGGCUUUCAAGAUGAAAAUACACAGGUACAUUAUCCUCCAAUCAGGCAGUUAGGGUAAGAUCUUUUUGGAUUGAAACAUUGAAUCGAAGUUGUUCGUUUAUUUUGUUAGGUUCAAUUACAACUGUUGACUGGCAUUGUGAAGUUGUUUCUCAAACGCCCAUCAGAAACCCAGGAGUUGGUUCAACAAGUUCUUAGUCUCGCUACUCAAGAUAGUGAUAACCCAGAUCUCCGAGAUAGAGGUUAUAUCUACUGGAGAUUGCUUUCUACUGAUCCUGCUGCAGCCAAGGUAAAGUACUGUAAUUAUAUUGACUGUGAUUUUGUGAAGUACAGUAUAGUGUAUAUGUAAAGAUCUCCGAGAUAGAGGUUAUAUCUACUACUGAUGUGUGUGUGUAUGUGUGCUACUUAUCCUGCUGCAGCCAAGGGAAAGUACUGUAAUGUAUAUUGACUGUGAAGACUUAUAUAAGAAAUGGAUAUAGUCAUCAACACACACCACCCGAAAGUUUCUUGGAAACAAAUUAUGCCAUCUGACAUGGAGAAGCCUAUAGCGAAAGCCAUAUCGUUAAACUACUGCAAUGUACAAUGUAUAAGAAGCCAAUAGUUCAUCUAUAAUUUUGAACGGUCUCUGCCAGUGUAGGUAAUGUCUUAUUUUGCAUCCCUACGAACGAAAGUUUGUUAAUAGUUGAUUUAAUCCAGUCUAAUCUAUUCCGUGUUUGAUGUUGUAGGAAGUGGUGUUGGCAGAGAAACCUCUGAUCUCUGAAGACACAGACUUACUGGAGCCCACUCUGUUGGAUGAACUCAUCUGUCAUAUCUCCUCCUUGGCUUCAGUUUAUCAUAAACCCCCCAGUGCCUUUGUUGAAGGACGUACUAGCGCCCGCCGCUUCACCUUACCCGCCAGAGCUGAGCCCACCCCUCCCAGUGCCCAGACCGAGGCCAGUCCGCCUGUAGCUCAACAGGCCACUGUCAUUCCUUCACAUCCACCACAAGGAGAUUCAUUGAUUGGUGACUUGAUUGGCAUGGACUUUGGUGGCGGUAUGCCUGCACAGCCCGCAGCUCCUAUGCCGCCUGCAGCUAUGAGUAAGUGACGUAAUGUAGAUCAUACUUGAGCAAGCUGUAUAUUACGAUAUAUAGUAAGUGACGUAAUGUAGAUCAUACUUGAGCAAGCUGUAUAUUACGAUAUAUAGUAAGUGACGUAAUGUAGAUCAUACUUGAGCAAGCUGUAUAUUACGAUAUAUAGUAAGUGAUGUAAUGUAGAUCAUACUUGAGCAAGCUGUAUAUUACGAUAUAUAGUAAGUGAUGUAAUGUAGAUCAUACUUGAGCAAGCUGUACAUUACAAUAUAUACAGUAGCAAGCUGUACAUUACGAUAUAUACAGUAGUAAGCUGGACAGGAGAUGGUAGCAUAGAUGGUAGUCAACUUGCGGAAGCAAAUCUCUCAGCUCCACAUACAAGACUACUGCAUACAUGCAAAAACACGCUAACACGCUUGCUCCUAUUUCUUGAGCAAUUUAAAUCGUCCCACGAGCCUCUUAUUUUUGUUUUCCUAAACAUAGGUAACAGUCACAGCGGAGUUGAUCUUUUAGGAGCUGACCUAGGAGGGCUGCAGGUAUGGCUUCUUUAUUAAUACAGUAUUUACUAAUCUUGUAUUAUUAGUUCAAGCAUUACAACUUACAAGACUUGUAAGUUGUAAUGCUUGAACUAAUCAUGUUCAUUACUUCAGCUUGGUGGUGCGGUAUCUGGAGGUCCUAUGACAGCUCCCCCCAGUGCUGGUGGUGGUGGUGUAGUGUCGUCUGGUGGUCUUGGUGUAGUGUCGUCUGGUGGUCUUGGUGAUUUAUUCAGUCUGUCUGGUGGUGCUGGACUCACUGCUGGCUAUGUUUGGCCUAAAACAGUAAGUGAGAAAGCACCAUAACAUUCAUGAACAGUUCUUUGGGUAUUUUUAGCUUUUGCUUUAAUCCUAUUUUUCUGUUGUUUUGAAGAUUUGGUUGCCAGCUGCCAAAGGCAAAGGUCUUGAAAUCUCUGGUAAGAUGUAAUGAAUGUAUCUGUCCAUAGACAAUCCAGAAGACAUGUCUUCUGGAUUGUCUAUGAUCUGUCAUGGUCACUUUGCCAGUUUGUUUGUAAUCUCUGCUAAUAUGUAAUGUGUCACCUCCCCAGUUUGUUUGAGCGCACAUGAAAUGAUAGUUUGCACAUUGAGCCUGACAGGACGCGGGCUGUCAUUGAUAUAUCAAAUGUAUUUUGUGAUUGUAGGAACAUUCUCACGCCGUCAAGGUCAGAUCUUUAUGGAAUGUUCAAUCACCAAUCGAGCAAUGCAAGCUAUGGGAGGUUUUGCUGUACAGUUUAAUAAAAACAGGUACUGGAAAAGUUGCGGAUGAGAUACAACUACAUGAACAAUACAAGAGGAAUUUUGACGUUUUGAGUGAAGGCGUCGGGAAGUUCGUCUUUCUUAUUAUUGGCAUUACCUAAACAGGCCGUUCAAAAUUAUAUCACAGCACAGCAAGACUAUGAUUCCCCACAAUAUGCAGUUUCAAUUCUGUUGAAAUAUUUCCAGUCUGACUCUACCCAUAGUACUUAGGUUUGGUAAGACUGGAUCAAUAAGAGAUGAGCCGGAUCUCUGCAUCGCCUACUGACCAAACUAUCCAGUGUAGUUAAAGUUAGUUCACUAUUUUGUUUUAGUUUUGGUCUCGUACCUGGAGCGCAGUACACUGCCCAGUCUAGUUAAAGUUAGUUCACUAUUUUGUUUUAGUUUUGGUCUCGUACCUGGAGCGCAGUUACACGUGCCCAGUCCUCUACCCGCAAACCAAUCCUCGGAAACAUCGUUGUUGCUCAACACAAGUAAGAGAAUAUCUUCUACUGCGAGAGAACAUCUUCUUUUGUGAGAAAAUACCUUCUACUGCGAGAGAAUAUCUUCUUUUGUGAGAGAAUAUCUUUUACUGUAGUUAGAGAAUAUCUUUUUUGUUGUGAGAGAAUAUAACUCCAAGUACAAGACUACUUACUACCUGUAAUGAAAAGGAUUAACAUUAUUUUCUCACUACUGUAUUUGGUGCAUGUUAGUGCAGUUUCAUUUGAGUGCAGUGGGCGCCUUGCACUACACCCAACAUAACGAUAGUGCCAUUCAGUAACGAUUCAUUGAACGGAAUGCGCUGUUACCUUGUCAUCAUUUUCAAAAUUCUGUUCUUCAUAGUCGCUCGAUUUAUUUGAACAUUUAUGCAAAGGCCAAAAGCGAGGACAGUCGAGGGGUUUUACAAGCGUUUUCUUCCCGCUCAUUUCUGUCUUUUUUAGCUGGUCCAAUUCAACGAAUGGAUCCUUUGACGAACCUGCAAGUUGCGAUCAAGAACAAUAUCGACGUGUUUUACUUCAGUUGCGUUGUACCAAUGCAUGUCCUCUUUAUUGAAGCUGGACAAAUGGGUAGGUCGCCUUAAUCAAAGAUAUGUCUUACGCCCGUAAAUAAAAUUGUCUUUUGUUAUAUUUGUACAAUGCUGCGUGUAGUUAUUGACUGCAAAACACGAGAUGUGCUGGUACCAAAGAGCCUCGCUUUCAUGUGUGCGAGAUUAGUUCAUCACGAAAACGAGGCUCUAUAGCCAAAGUGACAUACUUUCGAGAAGUGUCUAUGAACUUCGUUCACGCUACGUGUUACGCGCUACUGUACUAUGAAAGAUUUUUCGUCUUAACUAUGUUGACAAACAUGAUCUAUGUUGGAUGAAUGUUGUGUUUCUAAACGUUGUUUUGGUCAUUAAUUUUGUCAUGUUUACGAAUCGCGAUGUAUUAAGUCAGUUCUUGUUCAAAUUUCCAGAUCGUAAAGUGUUCUUAGCAAUGUGGAAAGAUAUCCCUGCGUCAAACGAAGUUCAGAAACAGUUUCAUUGUAAUGUUGGUUCAGGUAAAGUAUUUCUUUGUAAUGUUAGCAAACUACAGUACAGUUCACAGCUUCCAAAUUUUUCAGUCCGGCGUGGAGCCGCUCAGAGUGGUGUCAUCUGAAAAACGUUAUUGAUGAUGAUGUUCGUCAUUGAUCAUUCGUGUUGUUUGUUGAUCAAUGCUAAUUUGCAUGUACUGUUACUGUUCUUCAGAAAUGGCGCAACAAAAGCUUGCUGCAAACAAUGUCUUUACUGUUGCCAAACGUACAGUGGAUGGUCAGGUAUGUUCUUUAUACUUCUGUGCGUGUAACAUGGUUUCAUUCUCACUAUAAUUCUGCUUCAUUCUGCUUUGCUUGAUGUGAUUUUCAGGAUAUGUUGUAUCAGUCGCUGAAAUUCACCAACAACAUCUGGGUGUUGGCUGAGCUCAAGAUGGAUCCACACAAUCCAAAUGUUCAGGUAAAUAAAAAUGCUUUCUUCUCAUAAGGACACUAGACUCGCUGGUGUAAAGAAUAAGGACACUAGACUGUUUUCAAUAGCGCUGGUGUAAAGAAUAAGGACACUAGAAGGACACUAGACUGUUUUCAAUAGUGCUGGUGUAAAGAAUAAGGACACUAGACUGUUUUCAAUAGUGCUGGUGUAAAGCACACCAGAGCAACUGGCCCUUCUUGAUGUCACAAUAAAAUGUUUUUCUUUUGUGUAGUUGGCAUUAAAGACUCAGGCCUUGGACGUGACCAAGGGUGUACAAGAAGCUUAUGAAGCCAUUCUCUCGAAUUAGAAAACAAUCACGGUAAUUUUGGACACAAAUACAAAUUUUUCAAUUCUUCAUGUAGUAUUUCAAAUAAAACAUUUAGUAAAAUAGUGUUUUCAUAAAGUGAAAGAGGAUCUGU